AUGGCUGUUGGAGGGACUCGGAAUGCAGUCGGGUGGAGUGUAGGGUCCAGCCAGGGAGCGGUGGGCAUGAGCGGCCGCCGGACAUUUGGCCAGUUGAGCGGACUUGGACUUGUCCUGUGGGCACGCCGGAGCCAUGGAAAGAAAGGAUUGGAGCUGGGAAGAGUCAUGUCGGACUCCCUGGUGGUGUGCGAGGUGGACCCAGAGCUGAAGGAAAAGCUGAGGAAAUUCCGCUUUCGAAAAGAGACGGAUAAUGCAGCCAUCAUAAUGAAGGUGGACAAAGACCGGCAGAUGGUGGUGCUGGAGGACGAAUUUCAGAACAUUUCUCCAGAUGAACUAAAAAUGGAGUUGCCAGAAAGACAGCCAAGGUUCGUGGUUUACAGCUACAAGUAUGUGCACGAAGAUGGCCGAGUGUCCUACCCGCUGUGUUUCAUCUUCUCCAGCCCUGUGGGCUGCAAGCCCGAACAACAGAUGAUGUAUGCAGGGAGUAAAAACAGAUUGGUGCAGACUGCAGAGCUCACAAAGGUGUUUGAAAUCCGCACCACUGAUGACCUCACUGAAGCCUGGCUCCAAGAGAAGUUGUCUUUCUUUCGUUGA
Pipistrellus nathusii (Nathusius's pipistrelle) is the source of this 594-nucleotide messenger RNA. The record is from the annotation of a GenBank genome assembly. Lineage: Eukaryota; Metazoa; Chordata; Mammalia; Chiroptera; Vespertilionidae.